Anopheles bellator is the source of this 3894-nucleotide messenger RNA. It is a transcript of the gene Pi4KIIalpha, whose product is annotated as phosphatidylinositol 4-kinase type 2-alpha. The transcript has 6 exons. Lineage: Eukaryota; Metazoa; Arthropoda; Insecta; Diptera; Culicidae. Gene Ontology annotation, biological process: Golgi organization; endosome organization; phosphatidylinositol phosphate biosynthetic process. Gene Ontology annotation, cellular component: trans-Golgi network; plasma membrane; lysosomal membrane. The record is from RefSeq and is a predicted model, not a curated record. Bases 483 to 2213 code for a protein of 576 amino acids. Gene Ontology annotation, molecular function: 1-phosphatidylinositol 4-kinase activity.
AUAAGAUUCGUCGAAGGCGUAUUCAGUUGUUGCGUUCGGUUUGGCCUGCCCGUUCCGUUGGUCCACGGUGAGCGAACGACUGUCGCACGUCGUCAUACGCAAUUGUCGUCGGUGGUGGCAUCCCCCCGUUCCUGGAAACCGCUUUGUUGGCCGAAGUUGCGUAUUGCGAAACCCGUGAGCGUGACAAUAAAGUGCAAUAAAGUGCGUCAAGCAUGAUGAGUCGAUCGCUACACGCGGAUUGAAUGACACAGAAAGUUCGCCGCGAACGAAGGACGACCACUUUUUCGGUUCUCCCGUCGACGGGAACCUUCGACAGACGCUCGACCGUGGUUCCGCUCGGCAGGACAGACGCGCCUAUUGAUCCAUCGCCGUCACAGAAGCAUUACGGGAGCGAGCGUUUGGUCCGCAGGAUUUAGUUAGUAUAGUGCGUCGUGUGUUCGAUGGUGACAUCCGUCGGAUAGCGUUGCAACGCGAUUUGUCCAAUGAACUCGGAGGGACAACUUGUGGAUCUGGACUACGGAGACACAAGCACCAUACGCACAACGGUGGCAGCGAACGGUACCAAACCGAUAGCAACAAUAGUGCCGUUCAUCGACGAAUCUCCCACGGCUCGAGCUCUCCGCGAGCGCAUCAACCAGAACCAGGUUCCGAUCGGACUGAAACGGAACAACCUGUCGGUGCACAAGGUGCGGAACGGGCGGGUGCUGAGUCUGCAAGAUGCAAUCAUAAAUAAUCCCGCCAACAUCACCAUCAACGGCAGCGCCGGCAGCAGUCUGCUCGCGUUCGAAUCGCCGGUGGACGAGAAACAGAGCGUGAACGGUUCGCUUCUGGCGACCCCAGCCUCGACCGUGGCCACCACCGUGGACGGAGACGGUGGCGCCCUCAUCGUGCCCGACGUCAGCUUCGAAGGAAUUACGCUGGACUCCGGCAUCGACCGAGAAUCGCAGCCCCUGCUGGGCUCGCGCGAUCAUGAGAUUACGUACAAUCAGUUUCCCGAUGACCCACACUUCAGUGACUUAGUCUACUCGGCGGAGAUUGCUAUCGAUGCUGGAAUUUACCCGGAGCGUAUCUAUCAGGGCAGUAGCGGUUCGUACUUCGUGAAGAACCCGGCCAACAAAGUCGUUGCCGUGUUCAAACCGAAAGACGAGGAGCCGUACGGUCGUCUGAACCCGAAAUGGACCAAAUGGAUGCACAAACUGUGCUGUCCGUGCUGUUUUGGCCGUGCGUGUCUGAUACCGAAUCAGGGAUACCUCUCAGAAGCCGGAGCUAGUCUAGUGGACCAAAAACUAAACCUUAACAUCGUGCCGAAAACGCGGGUCGUACGGUUGGUGUCGGAAACGUUCAACUAUCCGCGACUGGAUCGGCAAAAGGCACGGAUAAAGAAAACGAUCAAGGAGCGCAUUCCGGCGGCCCGCUUCAACCGAAUGUCGCUCCCACCGAAAACCGGCUCCUUUCAGCUGUUUGUCGACGGCUACAAGGAUGCCGACUAUUGGCUGCGGCGCUUCGAGCAGGAACCGCUACCGACCCGGUUGGGUCAAAAGUUUCAACUGCAGUUCGAGCGACUGGUCGUGCUCGACUACAUCAUCCGCAACACGGACCGUGGCAACGAUAACUGGUUGAUAAAGUACGAUCAACCGUCAAUCCUAUCGGUGACACCGAAUGGUGGAACUGUCAACAGUCCGAACGGUGAUGGAACACCAAGCGCGAGCUCCAAUUUGAUACCUCGCAGCAGCAGCCGGCUGGAGAUGAUGGAGCACACCGACUGGAACUUGGUGCAGCUGCCGGAGAUUAAGAUUGCGGCGAUCGAUAAUGGACUGGCGUUCCCUUUCAAGCAUCCUGAUUCGUGGCGAGCCUAUCCCUACCACUGGGCUUGGUUGCCGCAGGCGAAGCAACCGUUCAGUCAGGACAUCAAGGACCUGAUACUGCCCUCACUGUCCGAUCUGAACUUCGUCGAGGAGCUGUGCAACGAGCUGUACGAACUGUUCCGGCAGGACAAGGGCUUCGAUCGGGGCCUAUUCGAGCGGCAGAUGUCUGUGAUGCGUGGUCAGAUACUGAAUCUAACACAAGCUUUAAAGGACGGCAAGAGCCCGGUGCAGCUGGUCCAGAUGCCGGCCGUCAUCGUCGAGAGAUCAAAAGUGAACCCAGGAUCGUCGAGAUUUUUCUCAUUCCAGCAGCGCUUCCAAAACAAGAGCCCCUUCUUUUCGUGGUGUUAAACCCCGAAACGGAAGCCAAAGUUAGGCAAAAAUGGAAACAAAUAAAUAGUACCACAAACGAAAAAUUAGCCCCAAGCUACUACCCACACCAACAACACCCAGGCGCCUCUCUCCGCACAGACGAGCAUCUCCACACAAGUAGAGUUAAUUGCGCUAAUAACAUGAUCUCUUCUCGAGCCCUGUCCUCGAUCGACGGUGAAAAAGUAGUUCGCGAGUUGCGAUCGUUCGAAAACUCGCUUUCGCGCACCAGGUGCCGGUGAUCUACACUAAUCGAAAUUCGUUAACCAUCGACCGGUGGCCACCGGCUUAGGGAAGAUGAAAGGUUUUAACAAAAAGCUGCUGCUCUGACGAUCACCCUCGGAGGGACGGACGCAGCGUUUAGUAAACGAACACUUUUAUACACGUUGUUUGGUGGCGAGAUGUAAAAACAAAGUGCAGAUACAUAAUGGAACGCUAAUGGCAGGACAAGCGCGACGGUACAUAAACACACACAGACACACACAUUACGUAAAUCUUCUAUAUAUAGGAAUAUUUAAAAUCAAAAACGACCGCAACACUACUCGUGCGUACUAGACCAACAGAGGAAGUCACAAACGGCCAACAACAGUGCAUACGCGAACAAAGAAGGGGAAGCGUGAACAUUUGGACCACGAUUCCAAAUAGGUGUGUAGAAUGCAACGGUGAUCUAUUCGAAAUGGAAAGAAGCGCAAACCAUUAUCCUCAAACGGUCAAACGGGCUACAACAUAGACUUGUGGUGGCACAGUAGAGUUGAAUUUGUGAUGUUUCGUGGGCAGGUUUCCUUUUUCCCCCGGAGGUUGGUGCAGGGUUGGCGGCUGAAAUCAAUCACUCAGCCACGCAUGUAAAUUGUAGAGGAGUAUAGUAUAGAGGAGGAGCCCGCAGUUUGGUUCACGCAUUACAGCUGACCGAACGGAGCGAACGGAAACGAUCGAACAGCGAGCGGGGACCGGUUUCGCCCUGUGCGCAUGAAAUGAUUUUCAGUUUUCCUAAGUAGAUCCUAAGUAAACAACGAACAAUGUACCGUUAUUGGCACCGGUUAGGCUCCGGGCGAGCAUUUGAGAAACGAAGGUGACGGAUAUAAUCGAUGGAUCACCCACUAGUCCCUUAUAUUAAACGCAAACAUGGUGUAUAGCCCCACGACCGAAGUAGCAGCGAGAUUCUUUCGCAACACAUGUCAAUCUAUCACUAUAGUUCUCCAACUAAGCUCCCCGGGGCUGUCGCGCCUGCUUCUGCCAACCAUAACAGGGUUGGUGAGGGUUGCUUUCGAUUUCCUCAAAUCUGCAAGUCACACGCAGGAUCGCAGGAUUCUGCCGGCAAACAGAGCGAAGCCCCAGGACCUCAUAUGGGUCCUGUCCAUCUCUAUCACUUUUCUGUCUCUUUUUAUCUUUACUUUCCCCAAACGGUGCAGCGUGUGGCCGCAAACCACGGUUGGCGGAUACAGAGUAGGUAGCAACACUAACACAAAAGGAAAUUAAAUCGCGAAACGACCAAGUUGCAUAUUUUCCUUUCGGUUCGGUUCGGAUGAAGUGUCUCGACAAGAGUUUAAAGUUGCCCCAACUUUGGCUCUAUUUUUGUUACUGUCCUAAUUUUUCGACCUCGACCCGUUUGGCGAGUACCCUUCGGUUUCUGUAAUCUUGUUUGUAAAAUAUAAUUAAUGCUACU